UAAUCCAAAAAUAAAAUUAUAGCUAGAUGUGUUAAAAAUAUGCCAGGUUAUUGAGGACACUGGACUAAGGUAACGAUCAAGAUUCAACUGUAAUUUUUAUUUGUAGUUUGACAAUAUACUUUGUAAGUUUUAAUACAUUUAAUAUUGUAGGUAUGCAGUAUGCUUGUAAAAUAAGCGCGAUUUGAUUUCACAUUAUCAACGCUCUUAUCAUUAUUAUCCCAGUUGAUAAAAUGCGUUUAAUCACAAAUAUUUGAUAAAGGAAAUAAAUCCAGUGUUAGGAAAAUUAAUUGAAUAUAAAUUAUAAAUAUUUGACUGAGUGAAGAGAGAACGUUGUAAAAAACACAAUGGACAGGGAAAAAGGCCGAAAAUCUGAUCCUAAACAACCAAAUGAACCAGAGGUAACUGCAGUUUCAAGAUCUGGACGAAUUAUUAAGAAGUCUUCCAAGUUGCUAGGUUUUGAAUCUUCGGACAUACAAGAAAAAGAAAAAACUCCUAAAUCUUCGAAACAAAGUUCAAAAAGACAAUCAUCCAAUCACGAGCCACUCGAUCAAUUCAAUGACGACGAUAACAGUAUGGAAUUUUUAGAAGAUCAACAACAUUCCGAAAGCAAUGAAUGGACUGUAGACACAAAGGACUGUGAUAAUUACACUGAACCCAGUGGCACUUCUAUUUCAGUAGGAGAACACAAUCAAUUUAUGUAUGCUCUCAAAAAUUUAAACAUGAAAGAGCCAGGAUUUGUGGCAUAUGCAUUAUGGGCUAAAGAAGUACGCAAAACAUUGAUGAAUGCUUAUCCAAAUUUUAGUACAACACAAAUUAAUCAACAGCUCAGAGAUAUGUGGAAAUCUGUACCAACAGAAGAUAAAAGUCGAUGGGUACGUAAAGCCAAGAGAUUAUUAGAACGUGAAGGAUUGGAUGACAGCAAUACAAAUGACUCAAAAAUUACAGUAAAGAAACCAAGCGAAGAAAUUAUUGAUAAUUCAAUAGAUACUAGCAAUAAAAAUAAACCCAAAUUAGAACCGCUAAGAUCAACACAGCCUAUUGAUGUAGCAGCUCAUUUGGCUUUACUUGGCGAAUCAUUGGGCAUAAUAGGCCAAAGACUAAAAGAACAUCAGGGCCAAAUAGCUGUAAAUGGUAGUGUAUCGGUCCUUCUAGAUUCUCUGUUAUGUGCCUUGGGACCUCUACUUUGUCUUACUCAACAAGUAACAGAAAUUAAUGUGAAUUCCCAAGAAACAAUGUCAAGGUUAAUGGACGACAUAGCCUAUAUAAUGCCAGGAUUAUAAAAUAACUAAUUAUUAGAUUUUCCUGUAUGUAUAUAAUAUUUACCAAUUUACAAUGUUAAAAAAUAUACAUUUUAAGAGUGUAAUAGCGAGAAUAGCAACCAUUGUACUAAGUCAGACCCCCAUAUCAAGUUUUAGAUCCUUGUACUAAAUAAUUUGGGCUAUGGUAAUAAUUUUGACCAAAAUUAAAGUCCGUUUGAGUGAGUGAAAUUGUUUUUGACCGAUUGUCCACCGCAACUUUGUCAUAGUUGGGCUGUAUACAUCUAUUCCUUUUCAUUUUUGUUAGCCAAUUAGCUACAACUUGCGUACGGUGAACCUGUUUUGGUACAUUCUUAUUUCAUGGCGAAUGUAAUUAUAUACAUUUUUAAAUAUUUUUCUUACUGAUUUUAACAUUUUGAUGGAACACUUAUACCAAGUCGACGGAACACCGGUUAAGAACCACUGAUCUAUACCAAUAUUUUUUAUAAAUUAGGAUUCAUUAUUAAUUAUGUAUAUUUUAUAUGAUUUUGUUUAAAUAAUUGCUGAGUGUAUAUUAUAAGCAUUUCUAUACUUACUUGCCCAUACGGUAUUUUUAGUUGAAUAAAUCCUCGCUCAAUAAUUUUGUAGGUCCUAUAUAAAACUUUAAAUAAUACAUUUUUUUUUUUUAUAAAUUAUUAAGUCAAGAAUAAGCAUUUUAAGAAUGAUUUAGAUUCCGGUCUACUCCCCACCAUCUGUAAUAUAGUGUAUAUAUUUAUAAUUUA
Rhopalosiphum maidis (corn leaf aphid) is the source of this 2017-nucleotide messenger RNA. RefSeq names its product HMG box-containing protein 4. Lineage: Eukaryota; Metazoa; Arthropoda; Insecta; Hemiptera; Aphididae. The coding region runs from base 345 to 1280 and encodes 311 amino acids. The transcript has 10 exons. The record is from RefSeq and is a predicted model, not a curated record.